Molecule: messenger RNA, 2176 nt
Organism: Talaromyces stipitatus ATCC 10500
Lineage: Eukaryota; Fungi; Ascomycota; Eurotiomycetes; Eurotiales; Trichocomaceae
Product: C2H2 transcription factor (Con7), putative
Exons: 5
Coding region: 474-1220 (248 amino acids)
Biological process (GO): regulation of DNA-templated transcription
Source: RefSeq, a predicted model, not a curated record
ACCCUAAAAAAGGCGACUAAAGUCGGAUUAAGCCUCGCUGCUUUCUCUUCCCCAAAAAGAGGAUCCCCAAGGCUCGUUAUCAUAACAAAUCGCCUGUCGUCCGUGCCUUUCUUAGACUGGCGACCGCGUCGAAUCACCCGAGCUUGGUUUAAAUCCCCAUCAGACAGCGUUUGUCUUGUCUUGUCGUGAUCCGUGAACGCUUGUUUUUGGCCGUCGCGUCUGUUCUAGUUUCUUAGUGACUUUCGCGUUUGUACAAAACAACAACACCACCACCACCACCACAACUGCGUUUGUGGCACGGUCAAUUGGGGGGAAGCUCGAGUAGUUUAUUCUACUUUGAAAGGUUUGCCGCUAGUCGUCGCAUAUUCUGAACUGUGCAACUUCAGCAUCUUUGGACCGUUCUCCGCACGUCCCGACUCUCGACUUUCUUGCUCGUCAGCCCGCAUACACGUACAUACUCGGGUGCGCCAGUCAUGGCUCAAGCAACCAAUCCAUCCAUUGCGGCCUCUAGCCCAACUUACCCGCCGCCCUAUUCGCCCUACCAACCCCAGGGCCACGACAUGUCUCAAUACCAGGGACACCCUCCUCCACAGAUGUAUGCGCGCCCAGAGUGGUCGCAUGGAUACCCUCAUCAGCAACAUCCCAUGCAGGGCCCUUAUAGCUCUCCUGCUCCUCCAACGGUAUAUUCCUUCGUCCCUAUUCCCGGUGCUCAGCAACACAAGCGCCCACGUCGUCGUUACGAAGAAAUUGAGCGUAUGUACAAAUGUGGAUGGAAUGGCUGUGAGAAGGCAUACGGUACAUUGAACCAUCUUAAUGCGCACGUUACCAUGCAGUCGCAUGGGAAUAAGCGAACACCCGAAGAGUUCAAAGAAAUCCGCAAGGAAUGGAAAGCUCGCAAGAAGGAGGAGGAAAACCAGCGUAAAGCUGCAGAGGAGCGGGAACGCCAAGCUGCUGCCCAAGCCCAGGCCCAGGCUGGUCAGGUUGAAGGUGGUGCUCCUCCUGAUCCUUCUCAAGGAGGACAACCACCCAGCUACGCUGGCGGUGUCCGACCUCAAUUACCUCCAAUUGGUUAUCAGCCUGCCGAGAACCAAGUACCUGGUCAAUACGCUCCUGGCGGUGCCGGUGGCAUGGUCUACCCUCAGGGUAACGGCCAGAUGUACGGCAACUACCCUCACUCGCCUUAUGCUCAGAACAACCAGGUGUACCAGCAACGUAAGUAGCUGCUCGCCAUUUCAGCCUGACAGUCUUCUCUUGCCUUUCGCCUUGGAUUAUUACCAUACAAGGGCAUCGCAGAUGGAUCCCACGGAUUAUUAUUGCAAUGAAAUCGUCUCGCGUCGUGGUGCUGACGGCUGAAUCUUUCCUUAGCCCCAAACAACCAAUCUCGCGAUUCUUAUCAGUGAAACGGAACAAAAGAAAUAGAAUGACAGCUUUCUUGCUGUUGUAUCACAUAUCAUCUCAAGUCAUCACAUCUGUCAAAUGUGUCUGUCUACCAUGAUUAUAUUCCCCCCCCCCUCUUGUUUCUUACCCUUUGUUUUAUGUGCAUCCUUUCCUCUAUCUCCAUAUGUUUUCAUUUUCUUCUUUUCUUGAUUCUGUUGAAAGAUGUUUUCAUUUAUGAUACCACACCUCUGGCUUUGGUUGAGUCUCCUUAUUCUACGCAGAAGAGGGAAGGAGGAUGAGUCGAAUUUACUCCGUUUCGGGCAGCUCAUUUCUGUCUUUUCUAUUUCUAUCUCUCUCUAUCCCUUUCGACCUAUAUACAUGAGACGGGAACAUCAGAGAAUGGAUACACGGCGAUGAGGGAAAGAAAGAGCAAAGAGGAAAAUAGGGGGAUCGGUUAGUUGCUCGAUUGCAUGCCAAAUGAGUUUUGUUGCAUUUUGCUUCUUUUUUUUUUUAAACUUGUGAAUAUUGGCGUUGCUUUUUGUUUAUGCGUCUAGUUUUCGACUAAACCAUUGGCUUUUCUUAUCCCCCGCCCUCUUCUCUUGCUGAUUAUUUAUGUAUGUGUUAUGUUGCAAUGGUUCAUCAAGCUCCCCAGACCAAUUCAUAUUUUCUUCUCUUCUUCGCUCUCGAGUUUCCUAUCUCUCUUAUCGCCACUUCAUGCAUCGCGUCAAUUCCAUUCAUCAUUACCGACAAUGAAUAGAUUGAACGGUAUUGUGAGUCUGAUAUGCUCGGAAUGAGUAAG